This is a messenger RNA of Urocitellus parryii (Arctic ground squirrel), 7020 nucleotides long. RefSeq names its product SKI like proto-oncogene (gene Skil). Gene Ontology annotation, molecular function: DNA-binding transcription factor activity, RNA polymerase II-specific; RNA polymerase II cis-regulatory region sequence-specific DNA binding; SMAD binding. Gene Ontology annotation, biological process: negative regulation of transcription by RNA polymerase II; negative regulation of BMP signaling pathway; negative regulation of transforming growth factor beta receptor signaling pathway. Lineage: Eukaryota; Metazoa; Chordata; Mammalia; Rodentia; Sciuridae. The record is from RefSeq and is a predicted model, not a curated record. Gene Ontology annotation, cellular component: nucleus; cytoplasm; transcription regulator complex.
ACGGCGGCGGCGUCUGCGGGAAGCCGUGUGUCUCCGCAGUGACGUGGGCGGGCCGAGGGCACGGUGACGUCAGAGGGCUGUGUGUAGCGAUGUGUGUGGGGUUCGGAGCGGCGCCGGCACAGCCGAAGGGAGCGGGCGAGCGGCGGCGACGGCGGCGGCGGGCACAGAUUAAUUUAAAGAAGAAUGAAGUGUAAUUCUUGAAGAUAAUUGGGCAGUUUUUUUGUUAACUAUCAUUUUUGAUUGUAGAAGUUCAAGUGAAGCUAGAGGCCCUUACUGGUGUGAAGAUUUAUACAAGUCUUCAAUUUGUCAGCACAGACCAACCAACCAUUUUUAGAGGGGAUACUCCCCCUCUCCUUUUUUGGUAUCUUGCUGGUAAAAAUUAAAUUUGUUUGCAUUAUUUUGACUGGUGUCAGAGUCUAGGUUUUAUGAAACAUCAAUGGCAUAAACUUUACACAUGCUUUGCUUAAAAAAAAAAAAGAUUAAUCAAACCAUUGCCUUGAAGCUGGACCUCUUGAAUUGAGAAAUUGGUAAUGUUAUUUUACAUAUAUAUGAAGAAUCCAAGGAAAGCCUCCUCAGAAGUGUACCUCUUAAGAUUAUAUUUAUUACUAGAAGCAAAAAGAGACAUUUUGUAGUAUUUGCAGUGAAAUUAUACUAGGAUAAGCAGAACCAAAACAAAGUUGCAAAAUCUAUUGGGUAAGAAUAUUUCCUUUUGGAAAUUUGUAAUUUUUUAUGAAUAGGUUAAAAGUAUUUGAUACAGUUACUCUUCUUCAAAUAAGUAACUAAAUAAAAAUGCAAAUCUCAGACUUAAUUAUUUAAUACAAUAGCAUAGCAAUGGAAAACCUACAGGCAAAUUUCUCCUUAGUUCAGGGCUCAAAUAAAAAACUGAAUGGGAUGGGAGAUGAUGGCAGCCCGCCCGUGAAAAAAAUGAUGACAGACAUUCAUGCAAAUGGAAAAAUGAUAAACAAGAUGCCAACGGUAAAGAAGGAACACUUGGAUGACUAUGGAGAAGCACCUAUGGAAACUGAUGGAGAACCUGUCAAGCGGACCUGUACUUCUGUGCCUGAACCUUUAAAUUUAAAUCCCAGUUUGAAACAUACAUUGGCACAAUUCCAUUUAAGUAGUCAGAGCUCUUUGGGUGGACCAGCAGCAUUUUCUGCUCGGUAUUCCCAAGAAAGCAUGUCACCUACUGUAUUUUUGCCUCUUCCAUCUCCUCAGGUUCUUCCUGGCCCACUUCUCAUCCCUUCUGAUAGCUCCACAGAGCUCACCCAGACUGUUUUGGAAGGGGAAUCUAUUUCUUGUUUUCAAGUUGGAGGAGAAAAGAGACUCUGUUUGCCCCAAGUCUUAAAUUCUGUUCUCCGAGAAUUUUCACUUCAGCAAAUAAAUACAGUAUGUGAUGAGUUAUAUAUAUAUUGUUCAAGGUGUACUUCAGACCAGCUUCAUAUCUUAAAGGUCCUGGGAAUACUUCCUUUCAAUGCUCCAUCCUGUGGGCUGAUCACAUUAACUGAUGCACAAAGACUGUGUAAUGCUUUAUUGCGGCCACGAACUUUUCCUCAAAAUGGUAGUGUACUUCCUGCUAAAAACUCAUGGGCUCAGUUAAAGGAAACUGGCAGUGCCUUUGAAGUGGAACAUGAAUGCUUGGGCAAAUGUCAGGGUCUCUUUGCACCUCAGUUUUAUGUUCAGCCCGAUGCUCCAUGUAUUCAGUGUCUGGAGUGCUGUGGAAUGUUUGCACCCCAGACAUUUGUGAUGCAUUCUCACAGAUCACCUGACAAAAGAACUUGCCACUGGGGCUUUGAAUCAGCCAAAUGGCAUUGUUAUCUUCAUGUGAACCAAAAAUACUUGGGGACACCUGAAGAAAAGAAACUGAAGAUAAUUUUAGAAGAAAUGAAGGAGAAGUUUAGUCUGAGAAAUGGAAAAAGAACUCAAUCCAAGACAGAUACAACACCAGGAAUGGAAUUACAAUCAUGGUAUCCUGUUAUAAAACAGGAAGGUGACCAUGUUUCUCAGACACACUCUUUUUUACAUCCCAGCUACUACUUAUACAUGUGUGAUAAAGUGGUUGCUCCAAAUGUCUCGCUUACUUCUGCUGUAUCCCAGUCUAAAGAGGUCACAAAGACAGAGGCAAGUAAGUCCUUUUCAAGACAGCCAGAGAAGCCUCACAUUAAUAAUAAACACCAAAAAACAGUGUCUUACCCAGAUGUCUCACUUGAGGAACAGGAGAAAAUGGAUUUAAAAACAAAUAGAGAAUUAUACAGUCGAUUAGAUCCAUUGGUCUCACAUAAUUCUACAAGUAAAAAGAAAUCAGAGUCUGCUACUUGCGCAAGAGACACAAGCAAGCAUGAUGAAGCUUCAUCUUCAUUUCUUGUCAAAGAUGUUAUUUGUGAGGAUGAUAAGGGGAAAAUCAUGGAAGAAGUAAUGAGAACUUAUGUAAAACAACAGGAGAAGCUAAACUCAAUUUUGCAAAAGAAGCAACAACUUCAAAUGGAGGUGGAAAUGUUAAGUAGUUCAAAAGCUAUGAAGGAACUCACUGAAGAACAACAGAAUUUGCAGAAAGAGCUUGAAUCUUUGCAGAAUGAACAUGCUCAACGAAUGGAAGAAUUUUAUGUUGAACAGAAAGACUUGGAGAAAAAAUUGGAGCAGGUAAUGAAGCAAAAAUGUACCUGUGACUCAAAUUUAGAAAAAGACAAAGAGGCUGAAUAUGCAGCACAGUUGGCAGAGCUGAGACAGAGAUUGGACCAUGCUGAGGCUGAUAGGCAAGAACUCCAAGAUGAACUCAGACAGGAACGGGAGGCAAGACAGAAGUUAGAGAUGAUGAUAAAAGAGCUAAAGCUGCAAAUUUUGAAAUCAUCAAAGACUGCUAAAGAAUAGAAACCAUGAAAGAGAUUCAUUUGUGUAUUACUGACAGGGUUUUUUGUUUGUUGCUUGCUUUGGUGAUUGAAUCCUGAACAUCUUAUCUGCAUGAAGAUAAAUAGGCUUUCUGUCCAUUUGUAGAUCAGAGAAAGUGAAGAGAUUAUAUAUUAGUACAUAAAUUUUUACAUUUUCCAAAUGAAUGAAAUGUAUGUUUCUUUGUACUUUUUUUUCACUCAGCUUGUUAACAGUAGUAUAUGGUUUCAACUAGUAGAUAAUUACCUAUAUUUCUAUUGCAAAAUUAAUAAUUGUAUACUUUUUAAAAGCUGCAUUAUGUGAUGGAAAAUAGUGAUCAAUUUUGUUUAUCCAUAUUUCAAACUCAACUUUAGAUAAAAUGGUGGUAUUAUAAUUCAAAUAUGUAACAUAGAACUACUUGAGGAGUUGAGUCUCCAUUUUUCUCACCAACACAAACUCCUUUCUGAAUUGAUAUAGUACAUUCAUUAUUAUAUGCAAAAUUUGCUUUUACUUUGUUCAGAUUGUGGAACUGAAUUUCCACCAGUUUUCUUUUUGGUGUCUUCUAAGAGGAAUUUCAUUGAUGAAGUUAUAGCCCACCCUUGUACACAAUGGGCAAAGAUAACAUGCUUUGUUAGUUAUGCUUUGCUGCUAAACACAAGAAGCAUUGUAAUUUGUCUUUCAAUUUAAAUGUGAUUAUAUUUAGAAUUUUUUUGUAGUGACUUCAGAAAAAUAAUUUCUGAGCUUUUUAAUGGUGUUAAUAGUGGUGUGAAAAUUAAUAUUAAUGUUCUUGAGAAAACUGAUUCCAUUAAUGUACAUUGGUUUCUAUACAAUCCAUAAUCCUGUACAGUUUUUAUAUGUAGUUAUGGGUCUUUACUAAAAUUUAUAUAAUGGAUUUGUUUUUCUUUAAAUUAUAAAAUAUUAAACACCUUGAAGGUUAUUUUGGACUUUUGUAUGUUUAAAUGUUAUCUUACCAAAUUUGCACGAAUGGACCAUUUUCAAUUGCUCUUUGAUAUCAAAAUCAGGAAUUUACAGUAAACUGCUAGUAUCUGAUAGGUUAAUAUAGGUCAGUUUAGUUAUCUGCUACUGAAAGUUUUCUGGAUAAUUUUUAGAUGGCAAAGGAAUUUCAAAUUUUGGGGAAGGGCAACAUCUGCACUUUUUUUUUUGCACAAGAAGUCUAAAAAAUGUUUUUAAUAGCAAAUCUCACAGUAGUUAGUUUUUUUGUUGUUGAAGUUAUUAAGUAAAAUUCUCAAUAUUAAGUUUUCUGAAGGAAGAUUGAUUACUAUUCCAUGAGUUUUUUGUUUUUCAUGUUCUCAUAAGGUACUAUAUGAAAUUACUGAAGAGAUCUAAAUUUAUUUUAAAAAUAAAUCAGCUAGAGUUAAAGUUACAUACUAUUUUCAGCACAGAAGGCUUAUACUCUAAUGGUAUAGAAUUUCAAAAAUUUACUAGGUUAUCAUUUAACUAGUUAUUUUCAUAUUUUGCUUAAUGGUACUCAUAUAUCCAAAAAGAAUUUUUGUACUUCACAAAAUGUAGUUUAUUUUCUAUAUAAUGUGUGAUUUUCAUUUGAGCUUUACUGUGUUAACCCUAUAGCUUAAUUGGUUGAUUCUUGAAAUCUCCUCAAGGAGGAACAAUGUGAAAAUGACAAGCAGAAAUAUGUUAAAAAUGAUAUAUCCUCCCAGUGCCAUUGAUUUAGAUCUGGAGAAAGAAGAAUCACAACAUUUAUAAUAUUGUUUUAUUUUAGCUGUGAAUUAGUUUUGUCAUAACUCAGCUUUUUGGUAGAUAUACUCAAGCACCUAUAAUUUCAUUUAUUUUUUCAAUUCCCUCAAAACCUUUCUGCUUAUGUUACUUAGUAAAUUAUAAGCUUAACCUAAGUUUCAACCCAAAACUUCUAAAAUAAAUUGCUUAAUCUUUGAAAUGGGUUACUUUAGAAUUCUAAGUGGUAACACCAUUAAAUUAUUUAUAAAUUCUUGAUUUAAAAUUGAGUAAAGAAAUAUUUUUUAUAGUCCUUCAUGUAAUAAAACUUGCCAUAUGACAUAUAGUCUUUGUUUUCCAGAAGAUUCAUUGAUGUGCCAUACGUUUCUAACUUUCUUGAAAAUAGUUUUCUAGUCAAUUGUAAAUAUACCUGUUAUUGUUAAAAGUAACUUUAAGUUAAAUUGCACCAUAUAGCUUGAAAACAAUGUAGAAGUUUUUGUAAUACUUUUAAAAGUGACCUCUGCUGAAGUAUCUUAUCCAUAUAAAACUUAUUAUUCUAUGCUUUGCAUGCUUUUGUGUGCUGAUUGCUAGCUUAGUUUGUUUUGGUGUUAGUCUUUGUGUGCCAAGUUCACUUGCAAGCAGAUUUUUCCUCAGAUUUCAUAAUAUUAUUCUUUUUAGGAGAAAUAAAAAUGUUUAAAAAGCUGCGUUAAAAGAUCAGCCUAUAAAGAAUUUUGGUAGAGCAUCUUUAGAAGGAAAAGAGACAAUUUUAGCUUACUGGGUGAUGAGUGAUUUUUAAUUUGAUUAGUGAUAGCGUAUCUAUAAUCUAAACUUUAUGAAAAAAAUGUACCAAAUCUAUAAAGGUAUUAAAUGGAAAACCUCCUGCUGUCGAUGAGGAAGCUCUUAAGCCACCCUAAUUUCACAAAUGGCAACUUCUAACACUAUGAAAAGUUUGACCAACCAACAUAAGUUUGGCUUGUGCUUUAAUUUUUGUAAAGCAUAUUCUUUUGCUUAAAUUUCUGUGUCCAUGAAAAUUAGGAUGUUUUAUUCUUCUUGAACUAAUUUUAUAGCAUAUUUAAUAUAUUACCAGUUUAGAUAAAAUCAUUUGUAUAUAUUGAAUUAUAAAACAAGUAAAGUAGGUGAAAUAGACCAAGUACUAUGAUAUUUGCAGGUUAUCUAUAUCUUUUAGAAGACAUGACAGAACAACCAAUUUGUUUGCACAUCUGUGGCUUCUGUUUGAAGGAAAAUAAAAGGACAAGGAAACUCAAGUAAUAUAAAACAGGCUCAAAGUAUUUCCCUAGAAUUAAUUGCAAAGCUAAUACUGAAGAUUUUGCUCAGCUUCUGAAAUUUUCUUCUUAAUGAUAAGAUGUUCUGAUUACUUACAGAAGAAUGCUCACUUUUUUAUUUGCCCUUUAUGCAUUUAAUCCACAUGACAGGACAUUAAAAUUACUAUAAUGAAACAUUGUGCUCAUACUGUACAUCUAUUCCUGUGCUUGGAACUACUUGUUAAUAGUUUUUAUUGAAGCUAUCAGCAAUAAGGGACAUACAGCUGUUGUAUUAUAUGUUGGUAAAUUGAAUAAAAUGCUUAAAAUUUUCUUUUUCUAGCAUAGAAUACUUAAGCCUUUCCACUAUUGGAAGAAAAGCAUAUGGGUAUUUUAUAAUGCAUCUUCUUUAAAAGGACAGUCUUUUUCUUUUUUUGUAAAAUCUUUCCACUUAACUGGCUUCUAAACAAUAUAAUGCAGUUUGAAGCCUGCUUAGGAAUAGAAUUAAAUGUCUUAUGUAGUGCUACUGUUUUUCAAUUAGAAAUGUAAAAAAAAAAUUUUUUAAAUGAAGCCCAGAAAACAAAGUAGUUUAAUAUAAAAUGAAUUUAUAAGAUUUUUUUUUCUUCAAUAGAGAUACCUCACUUGAAAAUAAAGCACAGCAUACUUAAAGUAGUUCUAGUAAAAGCAUCCUACUAAAUUAAUUGCUAAGUCUAGGACAUUUUUUGGGGAAAUUAGAAUUUGUGAAAAAUAAAAUAUACUUGCUUUUAACUAUCUUGUUAGGAGUACUUGUUUAUCCUGAUAAUUUUAUGCCAAAAUAGUAGUCUUAAAUUAUUUCUGAAUUUUUAACCUGUGAAGGCAGUAAAUGAAUUAACUGUUCUGCAACUGUUGAAACAAAUUGUUAAAUAUAUUGACCAUAAUUCAAUUUAUAAUUUUGCCAAUGAUGUACAGUUUUAUGAUUAAAAUUGCUGUGGUUGGUUGCAUUACAUGACACACAAAACUGUCCUCUACCUCACGUGAAAUAAAUAUUUUAUAUGGUUUUACUAAAAAAAUGACUCAUCUAUCUGGUCACUUAGUUUACAAAUUUUGAAUUAUAUUUAUUGAAACAUGACAUACUGUGCUCUUAGCUUAUACCUCAAUUGUAUUUUGUGCUGUUUUCCAUUUUCAUGUCUUGUAAAUAACUUGUAUAGAUUGUGGAUCAAAUUCCAAAUAAAAA